Messenger RNA from Closterium sp. NIES-65, 660 nucleotides. The record is from the annotation of a GenBank genome assembly. NCBI's taxonomy places the organism in Eukaryota, Viridiplantae, Streptophyta, Zygnematophyceae, Desmidiales, Closteriaceae.
AUGAGAGCGACUGUAUCCAACUGGGACGCCCCCUCGCCUCUCGCCCUCUGCGUCCGCUCUGCUCUCGGUGCUCCCACUGUGCUCGGCGUCCCACACGACUCCUUCCCACUCUUCUCCCCUCUGCUCUCCCCCACAAGCGCCCCACACGACUCCUUCCCACUCUUCUCCCCUCUCCUCUCCGCCAAAGGGUGUGCCUUCGCUGCGUUAACCUACUCCAUUCCCCAUGCUCCAUCUCCCCUCUCUCCUGCUGCGUCUAAUUCCCCUGCUCUUUCUCUCGCUCUCGUUACUCCCAGCCUAAGUGCCGCCCCACGAGACUCCUUCCCCGUCUUUUCCCUCUGUUUUCCCCCCUUCUCCCCUCCCCAUCCCAUCAGCCGCAUCCCUCACUUGGAAUUCACGGCUCAGAAGGCGGGAGCAGCAGAUGCAAAAACGGCCUGCUUUGGCCUUAGAUUCGCAUUCUUCACGUGGGAGCACCAGAUGCAACUCCGUCGCAUCUUUCACGUGGAAUACACGGCGCUGCAAUCAGGAGCAGAAAUACUUGCCAGCACUUGCAAAGCGAGUGUUCUCUCCCUUUCCACACCCAACCUCCCCUCCCCAUCGCAUCAGUCGCAUCCUUCUCUUGGAAUACACGGCGCUGCAAGCAGCAGCAGCGGCAGAACCUAG